This is a messenger RNA of Xyrichtys novacula (pearly razorfish), 19964 nucleotides long. Lineage: Eukaryota; Metazoa; Chordata; Actinopteri; Labriformes; Labridae. The record is from the annotation of a GenBank genome assembly.
GUUGAGCUCGGAAUCAGCUGAGUUUGAUGAUCCCGCCCCGUCAGGACCGUCUCCACGGGUACUCCGUGGAUGUUUCAGUGGUCCGCACAUCCUCUGGAGGAAUAACGAGUAACCCUGUUAAUUUUCUAUGAGUGAAGAAAGGUUUAGCAUGGCCAUGGGACGGACGUUAUUUCUAUAUUUUUGACACGGGUUGUAUUGAAACAAGUGGGCACGCGCGCACCCUGAGCUUGUUUUGCAGUCGGUGAGUCAUUGAUGCACCUGAUAGCUAGCUAACUGUGUUCACGACUAUCUGCUCCAAUGGUAUUUACACCUGUCGAAUAUUAACCACCUUAUUAAUUACUUAAAUGUUUUAAAAUACAACCAUUCCCUUUAGGGUUACGCUAGUGUCUAAUUUGUACGGUUAGCUUGCAAGCUAUGUUCAGUUUUUGCUCAUUUAAUAUAAGUAUUGGCAAAAAAUGUGCGGAUGUUAGCUGUUUUCAUAUAAAUUUGACCAACGUGAAAAUAUCAAUUGUUUCCUGGUCUUAGCAGCGGUAUGACAGUCAUUUAGUCAGUGGUCGUGCGGUUACAUAAUAAUAGCCUCACCCAGCAUUAGGCUCUUGUGAUGAUACAGUUUAUUCAAAGUGGCCAAAAGCAGCAGCAGCAGACUGAUAUUUGGCCUCAUUUUUUGGAGUACACACUGUCCUCUCAUCCUCCAUCCUCCCACUUCAACACAGUCACAUCGAAACAUGUGCUGGUGCUGGUGGUGUUGGUGGUGUCAGUCAGGUGACAAAGAGUCCAGAGCGGGGUUGUUGUCUGCUAUACUGCGUGCGUAUGUGUGUGUCCACCCUCAAUGCACACUCAUCUGCCUGCAGAUAUGCAUGGUUUUAUUACACUGGCUGUUUGCUGAUGAAUGUAAUGAGGAAGUGAGACUGCACAUGCCGUUGUUACUCUGCCUGAACAAUUUGAUUAUCAAGCUGUCACCUGCGAUUAAGCUGGGUUUUUUGGUUCCUCAUUUGCCUGAAAGGUGAGUGUGCUGUUGCAGUCCAUCCAAGGUUAAACGUUUGAGCAGCAUCAGUGUGAAAAGGCUCAUAAUCUGAGUUUAGAUUGCUGAGUUGUGUUACUCUGUGUUGCACUCUUUGUAUAGUGAUCUACCUUUAAAAUCAAGUCUUAAAAACUGAUAAAGAUAAUGGUGUAGCCUGGAUUUUACAAUUAUAGCUGUCACAUGUGACUUUUAUGGAUGUAUAGAGUCAGCUUCAUGCUCACCAGUUCAAUUUCCAAAGAACUAAAUAAUCAGUUAAACCUUCUUCUUUAAUCAUGGAAUAAAAAAAAUGAAAAGGUGUCUAAUGUUGCUUAACUUGGUUUGCACGGAAUAGAAGAUGAUUGUUUUGUUUAGACUGUUAUGUGACUGUCAGGGCCUUAGAAAAACAAAUGUAAGUAAGGCAGAGAGACCUAUCAUACAAGCAAACAGGUGUAACAAGGAACAGGAAAUAACAUUUGAGAAAUCCUGAAGGACUAUAUGAUCAUAAAAUGAUAUCUAUUGGCGUAUUUUUGAUGUUCCUAAUGUAAGAAUGAAGACUUGUCAACAAAUACAUUUUUGUUGUGGUCAUAUAAAGCACCUCAAUGUAAAGAUAUUGUCACAAGUUGUUUUUUUGGAAUAUAUUAGGGCUUCCCUGUUUUUUUAAUUCACCUGACUUCCAGUACAGUUUAGUAUGUUAGAUGUGUUCAAAUUCUAUCUUAAAUUUUCAUUUUACAACUUGAAAAAAACAUGCCGCAAAUUUUCCUCUUCACCGUGGAAAAAGAAACUUGCAAUAUAUCAAAAUCUAUCUAUAACUUAGUCCUAAAAUUUCAGAAUAUCCUUACGACAAAGCUUCAGGUUAGGUUGUGUGUUGGUUUUCUGUCGUACUGAACUGUAAAAGUUCACAGGAGGCUGAGUUUGUGUUUGUUUCUAAGGAUUUAAUCUCAACUCUUCUCCAGUUUCUUUCCUGUUUUUCACCUUCGUCGUACAAACCCACCUCAGAGUUUGGUACAGGCAGAUGUUGACGCUGCUGUCAGCAGUUAUUAUUUUCCACUGUUGACUACAGUUUCAUCACUUUAUAGACAUUUGUUACUUAUUUAGCAAGUCAAAUACAUACCAUAAAUUCUGGGACACUUGGUCUAUGUUAUUGUGUCUUUAUAUUCUACAGUGAGCAACAAGGAACAACAGAAUUUGAUUGAAAAUAUGACAAAAAGGGGAUAAACCUUUUAAAAAGCGGUUUAUAUGUGUUUUAUAAAUGAGUAAUUGUACAGGAUUUUUGGUCAGCGGUUUUAUGGUUUGGUCAAUAAUACAGAGUCACGGUCCAGGCACGUGUUGUUUGGUCUGUCCAUGAUGUUAAAGCCCUCUCAGCUCAGGCACACUCAGCCCAGAUGUCUCUGCUCCUCUAAUCCUUCUUUCCACUCCCCCACCCAUCUCUCUAUUCAGCUUGAUUUAAAUACACUACAUUAAGACACACACAUACCCACGUACACACACUUUCACACCACUGUAUAUGCCAUGUGCAUUAAAGCAGUAAAGCCUCUCUUUCUGCAGUAUUUCUAUUGUUCGGGACCCUUUCUAUCUUGGUUUGUUGUGUUUUACUUUCCUGUUCAGCUCAGUAGAAUUUCUUGUCCUUUACCAGCACCUCCUCUAGACUGUUUUAAAGCUGUACUCAUUGAAGCUGGUACAAACAUGACCACUUAAUAUGUGAAAGUGACAGCCUGACUCUUAGGAGAAUCAUCGCCUGGCUCUAUAUUUUACCUCAGAGCUACUGAGCAUCUUUUGACUCAUUUGCAUCGUGGUCUAAAACUAAACUCCCUCUCUCUUACACUUGUUUCUAAUUACAGCUGGUCACUGUUUCAUGAGAAAAAGCUUUACUCUACCAACACCAAGCAGUCGGAUUGCAUUUGGAGUAAUAAGUUGCUUUAAAGGAGGAUUUCCUUCAGGAGUUUUAAGGACCCAAACAAAGUUGAAAUGAGAGAAAAACACUUCUCUCAAAUGAUGCUAAUGUUCCUUCGUGUCAGUGAAGUGUGAAAAGAUUGUUGUUUGUUUCAUUUCCAAUAAAUUUCCCCUCACGAGUCUGAAAAUCUAAAAAUGCUACUUGAAGCGGAAAGACAAAGCUGAGCAGACUUUCACCCUCUGUUUUUGUGCCCGGGCCAGAACUUGUUUUGCUCUCAAAGUGCAUGCAGGGCCACUCAGUCUGCAUUAGAAGAACUCCUCCCUCUUCAGACUGAAAUACAGGUCGAUGAGACAAACAUGGAGAAGUCAUGAAUGAGGGCAUUUGUCUCCACAGCCUCUGCUUCUGUUUAUCAGUGAGCAGCUAAUGGGCUGAUUUUAUUAUGAGCCUCAGAGGCAGAUGUAUUUCUAACAGGUUGCAGACAGGCUGAUUUUAUACUUGAGUAUUUAAUGGUUGUGUGAGUUGGAUAAACUUUCUCUCUCAACCGAAUCAUUGUUUUUUUUUUUCCUCUCUUCCAGAAAUACUUCUCUCAAAUGCUUGGAUUGGACUGAUGCAUCAUGGAUCCUGAGGAGCUAGAGCUGCAGAAUGACUAUCGCUACCGUAACUAUGCGGCGGUCAUUGAGAAAGCGCUGCGAAACUUUGAGUCCUCGAGUGAGUGGGCAGAUCUUAUCUCCUCUCUGGGGAAACUUAACAAGGUACAGUCUGAUACACAGUUGACUCACUGCUACAUAAAUAAAUACACUAACAACUCAUCAGUCUUCAUCUAAUUGUGCUGCUAAUGCAAACAGUAUCAGUAAAUGACAGAGGUUGAUUACGUGGUCUGUUAUUUCAUCUGAUCUCUUUCGGUAUCUAAAUUUUGCAGAUGUCAGUUUCACAACCACAUUUUUCACUUCUCAUUGCUAUAAGGGGAAGUCCAAGUGUCUUACUAAGGUGAACUUGGUUUGUCAAACAACCUAAUCGUGGAGGUCAUAUGGUUUAUUCAGGGCCUCCUUCCUUUUAACUCGCACGACAGCCAUUUGCUUUUUGAAGUCUCUGUGAAAUCAGUCAUUUAAUUUUAUUGCUUCGCCUAAUUGUCACUAACAACUCCAUUUCCCACUGUUUCUUUUAGGCCCUGCAGAGUAAUCUUCGAUACUCCCUCCUGCCUAAGAGGCUGAUCAUAGGAAAGCGUCUCGCCCAGUGUCUGCACCCGGCUCUACCAAGCGGAGUUCACCUCAAAGCGCUGGAGACCUACGAAGUCAUCUUCAAAAUCAUCGGGACAAAAUGGCUGGCCAAGGAUUUGUUCAUCUACAGGUGAAAAAAACAAACCUAAUCUUGUUUUUUUUCCAAGACUGACAUUUUUCCUGUGUGAGCAGCAUUUUAAGAUGUGUUUGUCAAUGCGUUUCAGCUCCGGUUUGUUCCCGCUGUUGGGCCAUGCAGCUAUGGCAGUGAAGCCUGUUCUGCUGACACUAUACGAGCGUUACUACCUGCCUCUGCAGAGGGCUUUACUGCCAAGUCUUCAGGCCUUCAUUACAGGACUAUUGCCAGGCCUUGAGGAAGGACUGGAAGUUUACGACAGGUACAAAGCACAUACUAUACAGCAGUUUUCAGAGGAGAGAAAGAAGUAAUGUCAAACUGUUAUCAAAGUGUUAGACUUCGAUAUGCUUAUGAUGGCGCUUCAGUUGACCUUGUUUAUUUUGUUUGUAGACAGGAGGUUUAGGAUUGAUAUUCAAAUUAUCUGUCAAUGCUCAACCUUUUACAAAUAUCUGAAGUCUUUCAGUUUAUAGGAGACGGAGCUGAACAUGAAUUUAAGUAUUAGACAGAUAAGAGAGCAGGAUUACUCUGGAAAAUCUUGGUUUAGGUGCUUUUCAGGGAUUAUCAUGUGUGAGUUUGUGUUUAUCUUGUUCUCUUGUAUAACAUAAUGAGUGAUUAACAUUAAAAUGGAUCCGUGUGACAUUUCUAAUAACAAGGCCAGCCACCGACUCAGAGAUAUGGAUUAUAACUUGCUUAUAUGGGGAACACGUGGCGCUGAUUUCUCUGGUUUUUCCUCUCUGUCCAGGACCGAUGCGUUGAUGGUCAAGUUGUCACUGCUGGUGGGUCAGCAGGUCUUCUACGGCGCCCUGUGGGGCAGCAUGCUGGUCAGCCCCAUGGUGCGCCUGCCCGCCACAGCCUUCGUAGUUGCACAUUUUGACCGGAUGGCAUCCCUACACCAGCAAACACACAUGCUAGGCUAUGACCACAGGCUAGUGGUGAGUCUCACACUGGAUACCACAUGAAUUAACUCUUAAGAGACAGUAUUUAAAAGGGUCCUUGUCUAAAGAUUGUUCUGUAGUCUGUUCUUACCUCUCCUGAAUGUCGUGGGUUUCUCGUCUUCUGCCUCUCUUCAGGUGAAGUCAGUGUGCCUUUCUUUGCAAGACUCAAAUCUCUUGGUGCAAAGGAACAUGCUUGAAAUCGUGCUCUACUUUUUCCCAUUGGCUACAUGUCUGGUAAGAACCUAAAACUGCUCAUUGCCUGUUUGAGAUUUAAACGCCCUCAGACCCCAUCAUUGAAUUAACCUUAUUGAGGAUAAAAAUACAUAAACAGCUUUAAUACACUCAGUGUUAUGACUUUGACUACUGCUCUCAGUCAUUAAACAUAUUCUGUUUUAACUCCUAAUAUCAAGGCGAGCUAUUCACUUCAUUUUUUUAGUAAGCAUGUGUACUGUCCUGUCACUGAGCUCUCCUGUUACUCCUGAAUCAACCCUUCAACUCUGUAUUUCAGGAACCCACAGAGGCCAGCAUGGCUGUGAGUCCCGAAGACGUGGUCGCGAUAGUGUCCGCUGCCUCUCUCACAUUUCUCCGCAGAGACAUGUCCCUCAACAGGCGCCUCUACGCCUGGCUCCAAGGUACAGCUCGUUAAAACACAGCACAGGGACUAGUUACCGACUCGGUUACGUAUUUAUCUCAGUUUUCUUUGCUUCUGUGUAAUGUGUGUCUUCAGGGACAGACAUAAAAGGAGGAACACCACACCCCAACUUCUCUAUGACUGCGGAGGAUCACACAACUUAUUACUUCAACACCUACUCCAGAGAUUUCCUCAUACAGGUGACUAAUAGUGUUUGCAAACAGACACUCCCCAGAAAGAUAAAUGUUUUUACUAUUUAAAUAAACUGAUUUAUCGACUUAGCCCAGAAAACACUCACUUUUGCCGUCAAACUUAGAUUUCUUGUAACUCAUAUAUGAACUCACAGACAAGAAUUGCUUUUGCAUUACAUGCUUUGACAUUGUUAAGAUUUUUCAAACUUAAAACAUAAACUCACAUUCUUAAACGUGGUUAAACAAAAAGAUAGACACCUUUCUCCGGUUGCAUAAAGGCCAGAGAGAGGUAGGACAAGAGAGAGGACCAUUCCUACGCUACAAAGUUAAUCCACAGUCUAUCUCCUGAAGUUCAGAUUCUGUCUCUAAGAGCCAAACUGUGAACACUAAAGUUGAGGUUAUUUCGUCAUAUUUACUGGAGGAGAACAGAAACUUGAUCUCUGAGGUUCAAAGUGAACAGAAGAAGCUGAGAAAGAAACAGUUCUCCAAUUAACUCGUGUUUCAUUGUGGUAAAAACAAAAGCCAGUUUCUCACAAUGUCCCGAAACUGUUUCUGUCAAUAUUUAAGUUCAAGGAAGUUUGUAUUUCAGGGUUUUUCAGUCAACGAGUGGAAACAUGACACAUUUAAGUCAGGUGUUUCUGUUUAAACGAUGUGUGUUUGUCACUAUUGUCUUCUAAUUUUCAUAAAUUGUUUCUACAACCUCAGGCUCUGAUUAGCAUCCUCAAACAGAAGCCUGACCGAGAAAAUGUGACAGGAUGCCUCAGGCCCUUUCGCAUCAUCAUGAGUCUGCUGGAUAAACCAGACAUCGGUAAAAAAACAAAAAGAGAAAACACUCCGACAGCCUUUGUUAAAAACGCAUUUUCAUGAAAGUGAGCUUUGUUGCAGCAGUCACAUUAUUUCUGUACAGGUCCAGUGGUCUUGAGCAGUGUGUUGCUGGAGGUCGUCCGAGCCUUUUACACUUACUGUCGAGAGAUGCUUGGGGAGGAAAACAUCACCAGCUCAGGGCUCUCAGGCAACCAGUUAGCCAAGUGAGAAAAAAGAAUAGCGAUACAACAAUAACAGAAAAAGAUGCAGGUAGAAUAGAGCAAAAAUGUUAUUAAUAUUCUUGUGUUUUCUCUCACAGUAAGAUAAAAGAGAAUAAAAACGCAUCAGAGGUCAUAAAGACGAUGAAUAUGCUGGUGAGCUCCAUGAACAGUGAAUACCUGUGGGAGUACAUGACCCGACGCUUCUGCACUGCUCUCAGGUAUGGCAACUCUGGAUUCUUACCCAUAACCUUAUCAUAUUUGGAGAUGUGUCAAACUGUCCUCAUUUACUCUCGGAUAUCAACUAAUAGGAAUGUUUUCUUUUCUUUCUUAACACUAUAGUAGCAAAGAUGACCCACCAACACCUCCUCAGCAGGACCGCAGUCACCCGGCCCCGUCUGUCACAGAGAUGGCCAAUCUCAUCAUUUUCCUGCUCGAUGUUCUUCCUCUGGUAAACGACACUCACACACCUUGUUGUUACCCAAACAUGAUCAUUUCAAAAGUUAAUUUUGCCUCUGAAAAAUAAGUUGCGGUUUAAGAUUUUGACAAAAUCCAAAAAAUACUUGAAACUCAAUGAAAGAAAAGGAUGUUAAGAAAUAAAGAAUACCGCUCUGCCUUUAUUCAAUCUGCUUUGCAUCCCUCAAGCACUCACUUACUGCAUGGUUCAACAAAUAAUCCCAAUAUUUAGUGCUAGCCGACCCACACUUGACUCAUUUAUCGCAACAGUUUUUUUUUUUAAAUGUUCCUUUUAUCACACAGGAGCUCCAUGCAGACAUCCAGUCCCAGUUCCUACCGGAGAUGCUGGGCACCAUGCUGCGGACUCUAUCCAACCACAUCGCCUCUAUUCCAUUAGAAGACGUAACACAGGGCCUGCGAGCGUGCUUCAAGGUCCUGAGUAAGAUCCAGAUGCCUGUGGCUUAUAUGGACCUCGAAGCUGGAACACAAGCAGAGGACAUGGAUUUACAGCUACCUGACGAGGAAAGCCAAAACACAGAAGUAUGACCUUUGGCCUUUGUAGUCUUUUGAUUGUAGUUGCCUGAAUGGGAUGGAGUUUUUUUGUCAGCAAAAUACACCUAAAAAUAGUGUGAUCAUCAUAUAUUCAGGGUUCAGCAAUAAAUGACAAUAUUCUUUGACUGCAUCGCUUCUCUUAUGACUGAAGACAGUUGUCGUCCACCGCUCCAAAGUCAGGGGGCUGAAAAAUGAAGAGACAUGGAGACCAGAGCAAAUUAGCACAAAAGUAGCACAGGUUAUUUCACAACUCAAGCAGAGUUAUGAUGCCAUUUUCAGGGGGAUGGUAAUAAAAAUAGCACAGAUAUCAAACAGCCAAAUAUGGUGUCACCUCAUUGCCUUGUUGUAAAGGUAAGAGGCACAAAAAGAUAAUCUUACAACACGUGCGUGUGAGCAGCUGUGCGACUGAUGAACAGAUCAAAGCGGAUUACAUCUGCAGACCUGUCAUCUAUUUGAUACUCUGCAGGUUAUUAUUAUUAUUUUUUUUUAUGUCAGGGUCAUCUUACUGUCAGACCACUAUGGUAUUACAUGAUGCGUGACACUGACUCGUCACAUUUUGUUCUCUUUAGGAUUUUGAAAAUGAGGUACAGAAAGAUGCGGGUGCUGGUCAGGUUAAUGGUCAUCAUGAAGAAGAGCCAAACAGGCAUGGUGGAGAUGAGGCUGGUGGUGCUGCUGCUGCUGCAAAUGGUGUUUACCCGACACUGAGGUCUGAAGACAGCGGAUUAGGAAUCAGCGCCUCGCCCUCAGAGCAGCAUCUCCCUCCUGGAGUGGGUCUGGCAGCAGAAGAAAAUGGAAUUUGCAAAGAAGGGGAAAGAGUCUGGAGAAGGGGAGGCAGUGUUGACACCAUGACCCAGUGUCUCCAGGAAAUCCUGGCCUUCAUAACCACAAGGUAAAGUUAUCUAUUCCUUAAGAAGCAUACUGAGCUCUUUGUCUUGUUGUGAUUGUUUAAUUGUUUCAUCCCUCUGUGUUUCAGGUAUUUACUAGUGCAGGUGGAGGAUGUCAGCAGACCUGAAGAAGGACCUCAACCUGACACAACUGCUGCCACUGCAGAUCAGAAAACCCUCCUUCCAGGGGGACGGGAAAUAAAAGACAAACUAACCGAACUCUUCUCCCCAACCAAACUGAAACCUCGGCCUACGUUUGACUCCCAGCUCCCAGAAUCCUCCACGGAGAGGAAGAGGGAGCGCGCGAGUCUGGACUGGGCAGCUGGCUACAUGCCUCGAGGUCGGGCAGAGAUCUCAGAGGCCUGCAGACAAGCUUUUACCGCCACCUGCCACCUGCUUCUGGAGUGCACCACCUUCCCAGUCUACCUGAGUGAAGAGGAGACUCUGGCCCUCCACACAGACAUGUUUGGGAAUGCAGGUCAGCACACAGAAAAAAGACCAGCUGUGUUUAUACAGGAACACUUUUACCAGUGACCCACAAAUAUGAUUUGAUUCAUUGAUCCAAUUAUAAAUCCUUUGAAAUAGGGGUGUCCCGCUAUGAUAUUGAUAUCAGAUAUCGGUCCAAUAUCAACAAAAAAACUAAUAUCGGAUUAUCGGCCUGCAUCUUAAAUCUCAGAUAUCAGCAGUCCGACACAAGCUGUCCAUUCCAGGCUCCACACCAGCACCUCUAUCUAGCAGCACUCGGAUCCAUAACGCAGAGCCUGAUCACAUGAACAUGAUCACAACAACAGUGUGUGUACUAACGUACUAACAAAGUUCCAAGGAGUAAGAGUGAUGUCAGCCCUGUGGCAGUAUUUUUCAUUAGCACAGAAGUUUGUUCCAGUAUCAAAACAGUAGGCUACAAUAUCUGUAUCAUAUCUGAGGUAAAAAAUUCGUAUCGGGACAGCCUAACUUUAAAAUGAUCAAUGCAGAGGGGAAACAUCAAACUAUGGUACCAUCACAGUACUGAUAAUGUUAUUGAUGCUGAAGACUGGAUUGGUUUUUACAUUUGACUGUCUGUUUGAGUUCAUUUUGUGAUACUUUUUGUGUUUGAGUAGACUUUGUGAUACCAGGAAAAAAUGAAUCCUCAUCAAAACAAUAUUAAAUUGUGAGAAUUAUGAACUUAUUAUUAACAACUAUUUGGAAUACUCCUUUGUUUUAAAUCAUCUGCUCCCAAUUAAGCCGAAGACAGCGGUCACAGAGUUCUUUAUGUAACUGAUUCGGGUAUGAGAUGUACUUCUUGUGACAGGUUAACUAAUCCAAUCAUGUUAAACUAAUGUAAUGUCCUCUCCACUCUUAUCAAUCAUUUUUGUUUUUCACAGAGAGUGAAGUGGAAAGCCUUCCUGUGUGGUUGAGGUCCUUGAUGACUCUGUGCUGCCUGUCCAGGGACUAUAACAUCCAGCACAAUGCAGUGGCCUCCCUGUUAGAGCUCAUCAACCACUCCCAGUCCUUAGCUUUGGUCAUCGAGGACAAACACAGACGCUACCAGACAUCAGACUCCAACCCUCUGAGUGGGCGUCUGCAGAUGGUCACCGUCCCGCCAGUCUACCCUGCGCUUCUUCAUGCCAUAGAGGAGGACACAGAUUUCUUUCAGGUUGGAUUAUGAACUGAAAAUGUUCUCUUUUCUUAGAGUUGCUUUGUAAAUCUUUGAUUUUUUUUAAGAGUAUGCUCUCUCCCACAUAAAUUAGAGGGUGUCCCAGGUACUGUGGAGCCAGCUGGACACUGAGCGGAGAGAGCAGCACAUUUCCUGUGUGGAGCUCUUCUACAGGCUUCACUGUUUGGCUCCGUCAGCAUCCAUCUGUGAGGACAUCAUCUGCCAGGCCCUGCUGCACAAAGAAAAGGUGAAUAGAAGAAGAAGAACUUUAUUGAUCCAUGAAGGGAAAUUCAGUACUCAUGAACGAUACUGUGUUUAAGCAUUUAUGGUCUCUAUGCAUUUUUCCAAACGCCUCUUUAUGCUUGUCUCCCCAGUCUGUCAGGUUGGAGGCACUACACCGUUUUACUGUACUGUGGCACUUGACCCGAGAGAUCCAGACCAGCAGGGCCAUGUCUAUGAACCGCUCUUUUGACAGGUUAGUCUAUGAGUAAAGAAAAGGAUGGAUUUAGAUGUAUCUGUAUUGUUUUACAUCCUUUUGUUCCAGUGUAACUUCUGAAUAAUGUUAUGCUUUUAUAGAUACAUCCCUAACAUAGAGUAUUUGUCAGCCUCUCUCUGUUAGUGGGUUAACCUGCUACACAAGUGCAAAGUGGAACUGACACAGAAAAGUUGGGAGUGUGGAGUCAUCUCAGACAGAAAAGCAAAACAUGUGUCACAGCAAACAUGAAAGUGGACUGAAAUCCCCUCUGAGAAAAUAAAUGUCUGGAUGUCAUGUCGAUAUAAAUUUAAUGACAGACUUAAAAAAAUGCAAAAACCGUUAAAUGAGAAGUGAAAAUCAAUAUUAAAAUCCAUGAUUUAACCCUCCUCUUUUUAUAAGUAUGGUGACUUAAGUGCAUGAUCUUCUCUUUGGUUAACUCGGUCAGUAACACGGCACCACAUUCGCUGUGAUGGAAGUUUUUGAUGGUGAAAACUUAACAGAUGAAGGAUAAGACUUAUCAGGCUUCACAGGAGAUUCUUAUCAUUUAAAGAAACCAUCGCCUCACAGAAGGCAGGGUUGAGCAAGGGAGCGUUACAUCAUCUAGGAUCUGACAUUUAGAUGUUGCUAAAUAUUAUCUUUUUUACACAAUUUACAUUAAAGGCUGUUGAGCAAUGCUGAUGAGCAUAUUCUGUUAACAAACCAUCGUAGACUUCCAUGAAACAAAAAAAAUGUCAGGAUAACUGUUCAUUUAAAAAAAAAAAAAAACUUGGAGUACGACUGCUGAACUUCUGAUGACCGUGUUUAAGUCUUCUCUGAAUCUUCUUGUUGAAAUGUUUGCCCCCCCUCCUCAGGUCUCUGUGUGUGGUGGUUGACAGUCUGAGCUGUACCGACGGUUCGAUCAGCGCAGCAGCUCAGUGCUGGCUGGUCAGAGCUCUUUCCUUCAGUGACGUGAUCCGAAUCCUUGAACCGAUCCUGCUGUUGCUGCUUCACCCGUCCACUCAGCGCUGCUCCAUUCAGAGCGUCAAACAGAGCCUCACUGUCGGUUAGUGCAUUUGUCGGCAUGUGUGUGUUUAUGUUGUGUCAGUGAAUUUGGUGUCAUGUUAAAAGUUUUUGUGUGUUUUUUUUCAAGGUAACUUGAAGGUUUCAGGCAACAGGAGUCGAAGCUCCACUAAAAGCUCAGGGCCGUAUGCAGAUGCCAUGGCAACAGAGGUUACCACCUUAAAUCUGAUGAACAUCGUGGACCGAGAGGCGCUGUGGACAGAGUUAGACAGUGGUGCUGAGUCCGUCCAACUACCGGACACCUUAGCUGUUUCUAGGAGCGAGAGUGAAGAGACAGAGGAGGAGGAUAAACAGGGGGAGGAGGAAGAGGAAGCUGAGAGUGAACACACUGAGUCGGCGGACACCAGCGGCGCCCAAGUAUCCACUGAAAACUCCAGCUCAGGCUCUGCACCCUACCGUAUCACUGAGGAUGGAGGCGUGGUCAACGGCCUGCGGAGGGCGGAGUCCGAGCGCACACAGGCCUCUGAUUCACUGUCGAGCGAGGAUGAGGAGGAUUUAGAGCUGGAGGCCAUCGCCAAGUCUCGCCUGCUGAAACAAGAGCGAGAAAAGAGAGAGGCCAUCGACUCUCUGUUUCGCCAUGUGCUCCUGUAUCCUGCAACGGGCGGCUGGCGCCACCUCCUCCAAGGCCUGGCACUGCUGGACAGCCUUCUGAGGAGCAGCGCCGAGUGCCCCCUGGUGGAUGCUCUCUCGUCCACCUCUCUGGACACAAGCUCUGCUGCUCAUUUAAACCUCGUCUCUAACCUCUUGCAGCGCCACCAGCAGGCUCAGGAUGGUAAAGGCUUCUACGGCGGUCUUCUCUCCCCGUCUUCCUCUCCAACUCCACCCCCUUCCUUGCUCAUUGAACUGCUGGUGUCCUUGUGUCUGCGAUUACUGCGUUCUCAUUACCCCUCUUAUCUGAGUCUGAGCCCCCUUGACUUGCAGGGGAACAGGGAGGCGCAGGUGAAGAGUGUGGAGGUGCUGACCCGCAUAGUGAACCAGCUCUGCUGCAUGGCACGGGGACAGCAGGGCAGUGGGACAAGUCUGGAGCCCGUUCGCAGACUCCUCUCAGGAUGUAAAGUGCAGCAGUAUGCUUUGCUUUCUCUUUCUGCAUCGAUGUAUAUCAGCCAAAAGGGAACAGACAAGGGGGCAGCCAAGUGUGCGGAGGUGCUGGAUGAACAAGGGGCUCCAUCAGAGGAGAGUCUUGUAAAUCUGGGAGCAGGAGGAGGACAGGAACAGUACACCUUACAAAUGGAGUUACUUAAACUACUUCAGGCUCUCAUAGUCCUGGAGUACCAUGUUUGGCCAGGUGGGGCCGUCUCAGCAGCAGGGUCGGGUGGAGCUGCUGGCCACUCAGGGGAUCCCCGUGAAAUCCAGACUGCGAACACCCCACUCGCCCGUGAGUGGCAAACCGCUGUCCUUUUUCAGCAAUCCAUCAAGGCAGCUCAGUACGUUCAGAGCCACCCCAUCACCGCACAAGGGAUGUUUGUCUCUGCUGCUGCCAGGGCUCUGCAGCCGCAGUACGGCUAUGCCAUGCACCCCCACUGGGUGUCACUGCUGGUCUCCUCUCUGCCAUACUUGGGCCGCUCGUUGGGCAUCAUCGUGGCUCCUCUCAUCAGCCAGAUCUGCAGGAACUUGGACGAGCUGGUUAAGCUUUAUGAGCAUGAUGGAGGAAAGACAAACCAGAGGUACACUGAGCACAAACAGUUUUUUCUUUUUUUUUUCUUUUUGUUUUGACAAUUUAAAAAUUUCAGUUUGUCCUUUUUGGUAAAACAUGAAAUCUGUUUCAGCAUGACUCAAACUAGUACAAACAUGAAUAUCAACUAAAGAAAUAACAGUAAGAAAUGAGAUAUAAAGGAUCAUGUAUUUCUUGAUUUAAUGCUUGAGGAUUUUUUAUCUGUAUAGUUACCUUGUCCAGUAGUCCUAGAUUAUAGUCCUUUGAAUGUCAGAAUUUGGUUUGUCAUAUAUACAUGUAUAUUUUACUGUUAGAGACUUAAAGCAAAUGUUAUUUUAUUCAAAAACAAACAUGCAGACAUGUCUGUGCUCUGAAGGAGAUGUUUAACAUUUGUUUCUGUCUCGUGAGCAGCUUGAGUGGUAGGCGGGAAAACAUCGCCCCUGACUAUCCUCUGACUCUGCUGGAGGGCCUCACCUCAAUCACACACCAUUGUCUCCUCGAUAACAAAAGGGUGAGUGAUAAAUACACAGAUAUGCACAUCAUGUGAUUAUGAUUAUGUGAGUGUUUAUAACCCUCCUUCUUUGUCUCCGUCAGUCCUUGGUCGCCUGCGAUCCUGUCGAUGUCCGAAAUGCUCGCAACGCUGUGAUCGAAGAACUGCCGCACAUGCUCAACAGCAUGGCGCUGUUGUGGGGUGUGGUCAUGAGGGAGGAGCUUCAGAGGCGUGCUCCUGACUCUGCUCAGAGUAGCAGACACUCUUCUACCUCUGUCUACUUUAAAAGCACCAAGGUGUGUGAUACAUGAAAGUGUACGCUUGUCACAUGAUGACAAAUUUUAUUGAGGACAGAUCUGUAUUAUUUAUAUUUGAUGUGUUUUAUGUUCAUAUUUAGAUUCUAAGGCAGCGGAUUCUGGAGUUCCUGGUUCCUCUUACUCUUCAGUACGGGGUUCAGCUGAUGGCGUCACUGGGAGUCGUGUGGAGCAGGAGGAAGAUUAAAAGAAGACAUAAAAAUAAAGUAAGAGCUGCACUGUGUGAAAACAUAAAGGAGUUAAUGACUUGCACAACAGCCCUCAGAGCUCUCAUAUCACUCCUGUCUUUUCAGGUCUUACCUGUGGCCAGUGAGUUGCAUCUCACUAUAGUUGAUUUGGUGAAAUCGCUGCAUACACUGCACACAGACACCAUCCUACAACUGGUCAAGGAAGUGGUGAAAAAACCUCAUCAGAUCAAAGGAGAACAGGUACAGAGACAUGCGCUUGGAAGUUGUCUGCUGGAAGUUUGUGAAGUCAUUUUUUUUAACUCCUGUUGCUUUUUUCUUAUCUUUCCUCAUCAGAAGUCAAGCUUGGUAGAUAUCCCCAUGUUGCAGUUCAGCUUUGCCUAUAUCCAAAGGUAUGCAGGAUGGACAAGACCCCCUUCUCCCAAGCCCCUCCAGGUUUAACAAAAACGCUCCACACCUGCUCCCAUUUUCUAACUCUAUUUUUUCUUCUUUGCAGCAUUUCAGUUCAGGCUCUGCAGGAAAACAUUGCUCCUCUCCUCAGUCUCUUACGAGAGUCUGUUCAGCUCAACCUGGCUCCACCUGGUCACUUCUUACUGCUGGGGUCUGUAUUCAGCACAGAAGUGCUUGCUUUGUAUUCUGUAUGUAUUACUACUCCUCCUCGUUGACAACCAUGCAGUCAUUCAGACAUGGACUUGUUAGUGCUUUUUGAGUUUAUUUUAUUUAAUAAUUAAUAUCUAAGGAUUUGCCUUUUCCUCUUUCCUCAGUAUCCUCAAUGACCUUGUCAACAGACUUCCCAACCUGGACAAUAAAAAGGACAGCAGAGAGCUGCAGGUACAGCGUGCACGUUGUUGCUCUGGAUCAAAUUAAGCCGGCUGCUGUAGCCGGAAUAUGAUGGUAAUAUUGUUGAUGAUAUCAUACAGGAGGUGACGCAGCGAAUCCUUGAAGCAGUUGGCGGCGUUGUGGGGUCGUCUCUGGAGCAGACCAGUUGGCUCAGCCGAAGCCUGGAGGUCAAAGUUCAACCACAAGUGUGCACAGAAACAGAUGAAGGAGACGACGCAGACAUAGAAGGUGACUACGAUGAUAACUUUAACAAAAGCAUGUGUCUUAAUCUACUCACUAUGGGUUGAGAAAAUUGACUAUGUGGAUUGACAGCGUCUGCUUUUGUUAGCUAUGAGUAAGAGACCGGACCUCUAGCUUAUCCUUUCUACCUCUCUUUGUUCUGUCAUUUCUCAACAUAGCGUCUAAGUAUUCAAAUACUCUAGUUUGAAUUAGUUCAAGUUAAAGACUUUUAUCCUAGUUUCCUGCAAUCUGUGAAAGCACCCACAGGCAAUAAUUUGAAAAAUGGUUACGCCUCAAAUAAACUCACUCUCCUUUCUUUUCAUGUCGUCUUGUCAGAGUCAAUGGCUCAAGCCGGCACCAUGGUUUCUUCUUCAGCUCCCUCAGUGUACAGCGUUCAAGCUCUUGUCCUCCUGGCUGAGGUAAGGGUUUUUUUUUUCACUUUUUAUCAACAAGUGAUAAAAAUAAGUGGAUGAUCAUAUAUUUUAACACAUUAUCACAUUGCAUAGGUCUUGGCACAACUUCUCGACAUGGUUUACCGCAGUGACGAGAAGGAGAAAGCUGUUCCUCUCAUCUCUCGGCUCAUGUACUAUGUUUUCCCCUACCUGAAAAACCACAGGUAACUGCUGAUUCAAGGCCAUCUUAAAUCUGCCGCACAGCUUAGGUCUCUCUUUAACUUCCCCUAAUUUGUGCCAUUUUCCUGCAGUGCCUACAACAUGCCGAGCUUUGAGGCUGGUGCUCAGCUGCUGAGCAGCUUGAGUGGAUACGCUUACACCAAAAGAGCCUGGAAGAAAGAGGUGUUUGAGCUUUUCAUGGACCCCCUCUUCUUCACCAUGGAUCCUUCCUGUGCCCCCAGGUUAGUUUUUGUUUGUCUGAAUUACACUCGAUUUAUAUUUGAGUAUUCGCAGCUUCUCCAUGAUCGUGAAAUACAGGUUUGUUCUUUGGAUCUAACAGACACAGAGAAACUCUUCUUAACUUACAGAACUUGUAAUUCUCCAUGAUCAUAAGAAGGUUGGAUUUGUAUUUAUGACAGUGAGAGGUGAAGGAUGGCAUCAUAAAACAGAGCCUGUACUUCAGCUGAUUGGAGGAUUCAAAGAUGAUAAAGCAGGUUAAUUUGCCAAACAAACUUAAUGAUUGACUCACAUUGAGAGAGGUCUGUGAACUUCUUCCUCCUCUUUGUGUGUCACUUCACACGUCUUUAACCAGACUGAGUUUCUCCAAAAGCUUCAGUUUAAUCUCAAAUAUGCAGCAGCACAUUAUAUCCAGGAUAAUUAGACCUCUGAAUUUUUUUGCUGUUAAUUUCAUAAUUAGGAAGAAGUUUGUUGUUUCUUCCUGCAUUCAGAAAGUUAAUCUUGCAGUUUUUACGAAUGAUCUUAAAUGCUUUUUCAUACUCCUCUUUGUUUGUAUCUCAGUACAUGGAUACAAAACUAAAAGAUGAACAAGUUCACAACCCUGGCUGUAGAGGAUGAAAGUUAUUUUACAUGAUAUCCUAAAUAAGAAGGUUAUAGCUGAACAAAUGCAAACCAUAAGAACAUUUAUCUCACAGUCUUUAUGGAUAUUUUGCAUGUGACGUGAUACUUUUACACAAAAUUAAACAUGUCUUUCUCUCUGUUUGACUUCUUUUUUCUCUGUAGUUGGAGAUCCAUCAUUGACCAUCUACUGACUCAUGAGAAGACCAUGUUUAAAGACCUUAUGAGUGAGUCCCGCCACUUGUAAAGGUUUUUGGUGCUGUAAUAACACAAGCGUUAUCCUGCGAUGAGAUAUUAUUCGAGACACAGAAGAAAAAUUUGUCUAAAUCACACAAAGUUUUAACAUGUGGUUACAAUUCCAGUUGUACAAGUAGUGUUAAAGACUAAAAUUACAGACACAUUUCAGUUAUUUGCUGACACAGGUCUGUGUUUAUUUGUGCUGCAGGCAUGCAGAGCAGCUCCCUGAAACUGUUUUCUAAUGUAGACCAGAAACCCAUGCUGCUGAAGCGUCAAGCGUUUGCCAUGUUCAGCGGGGAACUGGACCAGUAUCAUCUGUACCUGCCCCUCAUCCAAGGUACUGUUUUCAUGUUUACUUAAGAGUCAAAAAUAAAGACACUGAAGUUGACUUGGUUCUUGUAAAACCUCUCUCCGUUUCCUCUCAGAGCGUCUCACUGAGACCUUGCGUAUGAACCCAAGCCCUGCCGUCUCAGCGCAGAUAUUCCUGAUGUUUCGUGUUCUCCUGUUGCGUAUUUCAUGCCAGCACCUCACAUCCCUCUGGCCGAUCAUGGUCACAGAACUGGUAUGACCUCUUUUAGCUCCUUUGUUGAAACAGCAGCAUCAUUGUGAAAAUGCUUACCUUGACACUAACAAUGCAAACAUGUUCUGUUUGUUUUUCAGAUUCGCAUAUUUGCACGACUAGAGAAAACUCUACAGAUAGAAAAAGACGUCUCCAAGUUCGUUCAUAAUCUUAAGUCAUUCAAUCAUGUUUGGUUGAGAAUCUCUGUUGAAACUUUUCUCUCUAACCAUCUUUGUUUUGUUUUUUUUUUGUUCCUCCCACCUAGGCUGGCUAAAGUGGUGCGCAGCGCCGUUGACAGGAACGGACCGGUGAAUUUCUCCCAGGCUGAGUUGGACAUGUACCUGUCAGCCUGCAAGUUUCUGGACACGUCGUUGGCGUUUCCUCCAGAGAAGAUACCACUCUUUCAGAUGUAGGAUUCAAACAUACAGACUGACAUAUCUCACGUUUACAUUUACUAGUGCGCCGUUUGAUGUGUAAGUAAUCUUUUGUUUGUUCAGGUAUCGCUGGGCGUUUGUUCCUGAGGUGGAUGUGGAGCGAUACAGUGGUCCUGUAGAGACUGCACUGAUAGAGGGUGAGCAGGAAUGCACUCCUCAUGUUGUCAAGAUCCUGGAAGGAAUCCAGCUGCGAUUUGGGGUAAGCAUGUGUGGAAAAAUACAGACCAUUACAAAGUCUUUAGGCAGGUCUACCCUUUUCAGAGAGUCAGCGUCUCACAACUAUUGAGUUGAUAGUCCCUGAAUUUCCCAUCUUGAUGUUUCUCCAGACCCUGAAUGGACUCAGUGAGGAAUCCUCCACAGAGUACCUGGAGUUCCCCCUCCUCACCCAGCACUCCCUAUCCUCCAUCACCCAGCUGCUGCCUUUCCUUCGCAUCCUCUGCUGCUCCUUCCAGGGGCCUCCACCCUACAGCGACUCCAUGCGCCACUACCCAGUAGCAGAUUACCCAGCAUCCUGUUCAGAUACAGUCCUGAAGAGGCUUGAGCAAAUCAUUGAAGAGGAGUUUCUAGACUCUCUGGAGAGUUAAGCAGGAAGCUUUCUUGAACUGAAUUCCCCAAUUUAAGCUCUUUGACCUGCAGCUAUAUCAGCAAAUUACCUGGAAUAGGCACAACUGGUGAAAACUUGUAUCGUGGAAACAAAAGGAAUUUUUUAAAUGUUUUAUCUUGUCUUACCUCUGUGAAAAUAAAUGCACGUCUGAGGUGCUCUCACUCUGAAUCGCUAUCGGGAAAUUUAAGGGACUUCAUUGUAACUAUAGAAUAAGCUUAAAGGGUUAAUUGUAAAUUCAUUCCAGUUCAAAUUUCCUUCUUUGUCAAAUAUCAGCAGCAUUAUCUCAUUGGCAAGAUAUAAACACACCAAGGCUCUGUCGUACUUUUUAAUCCUGUGGUUUUGGGCUAAAAAUGUUAGAGCUAAAAAAACCUCUGUUAACUAAAUUCAUCCUCUUUUAUUUCUCAGUGGUUUCUUUUUACUUUGUCAUAACUCCAGAUUCACUGUGAAGAAUCCCGUAAGUUUCGUUCAUGUGUUCUUUAUAACCUCUGGUUAUUCUCAGCUUCAACUGCUUGCGUCUGUUAGACUAAGAAUGUAAAAGCUUCACUUGUCUGUAGUAGCGGUACUUUCCUGCUCAUUAUUACUGUAUCCAUCUUUAUGGGACGUCACGAAACUUUGACUAAGAUUUAUGUUAAUUUUUUAUAAAUACUUUGCUAUGUAUGAUUUGUGUCAACGAGGGGAACCCUUUGUAGUUAUUCUGGGUGUACCUCGCCUAAAUACAUGCUUGCCAUUUUUGGUGUUCAAGGGAAUCUGCCUUCUUUGUAGUUGUUCACAGAUGUUUUUUGCAGCAACCUGUUAUUGCCACAAAGCUAAUUUAUUUUGGAUGUUAAAAGGACCAUGUUAUGUUUUCAUUAACCUGAAGAAGACCCACAUUAAAUAUGCAAAAAUA